UGAAGACUUUUCUUUCAAUAAUACUUUAGAAGAUAAAAACAAAAGAUAAAUAUACUUUGGGUAAAGCAUAGGCUAAAAAUAACAAACUGAAAUAACAGACAUAAAAUCAAAGUUCAUUUAGAAAAAGAAAUAAACACAGUUAUCAGACUUCAUAAUAGUGUGAAUGCUGUUCUGAAUAGGAGUCAGCAAUUUGUCAUCGCCACUAAAAAGACAAACAAAAUUUUCAACUGCAUCAUUAGAAGGUUAAUUUCCCAAUCACAGGAAGUAACGGUUACACAAUAUUCUGCAUUAGCCAGACUCUCCCUUAAUGUCCAGAAAUCCAGUUCUGAUCACAUCUUUCAAGACAUUCAAGACCACAUUCAGAGAAAAAUAACAAAGAUGAUCAGGGAACUGGAAAUUAUGUCCUACAAAGAAAGUUGGAAGAACUGGGGAUGUUUAGCUCUCAGAGGAGGACUGAAGAAACUAAGAACACUGGAAGUAUGUUGUGCAUAUUUGGGUAGGAUCCAAAAAUUGUAAUAAUUAAAUAAAUAUUACAGAUUAUUUGCCUGACAUUGCAGAGAGCAGGACAUGAUGUAACAGUUUUACAUUACUAGAAGGCAGAUUCCAGCUGAACUGAAUAUUAGGAAAUCAUUUUAGUAUGAUUUAAUUUUGGAUUCCUGUGCUGAGCUGUGAGUUGGGCUCAAGUGAUCUAAGUGGCCCUUUCCAACUCUAAGAUUCAAUGGAAAAGAGUGGAGCACAGGCUGGCUGGAGUGACUUCCUUAACCUUGCAUUUCCCCAAAAAUGUUGAAAUGUUAAUUAUAACUCAACAUAUGUGACUCAGAUUGGGAAGAGAUACGGUAUCUUAAAAUAUGGAGACCCAAGUUGGUUAAUCCCCACUGAGCCCCAAAAGUGCUGGGUGAAUGCGGUCUAAUCACUGUCUCUCAAGCUUCCCUAGCUUGCAAGGAUUGGUGUGAGAAACAAAAAUCGGAGAAACGUGGAAACUCCCUAAUACUCCUUGAAAAAAAGGCCUUAUAGAAUUUUUAAAAACACGCAUGCUUUCGCAAGCCAGAGGGCUGCAAAUGCAACUCUUUCCAUCCACUACUCUGAACAAAGUAGGGAAUGAGCGGAAAUUCGGGUUGGUUCUGACAAGCCACGGCUACCGGUUGAGGGCACAUCGCAUCCUCACGACUCCAAUUUGCUGUGUUGGGAUUAGCUUUUUCCCGCCCUCGCUUCACUUCAUUUCCAUAGCGACAGGCGGAGGAAGUAAACGAGACUUGAAGCUAACUCCGAGUUCCCAGGCGCCGCCACCGAUUGAGACGCCAAGAACUCUGCGAUAAAUCCUCCAGGCAUAUCUGGAUAUGGCUAUGCAAGAGCACCUGCGAAUAAAGGAACGUCACCACUGUUCAAUAACAGCUCUUGGCUACCAUUCAGCUCGACGGGAAUGUCUCACUGGAUUUGAAGAUGGAGUGAUCAAAUGGUGGGACAUGGAAAGUGGGCACAUGACCUUGUGCACCAAAGAACAUGCCGGCUGGGUCACCCACUUCCUUUCCUGGAUACAGGCACGGCUCCUCUUCUCUGCCUCCAAUGACAGCUCUGUGCUGGUUUGGGCUCCAGGUGGUACAGUGCUUGACCGUAUUCUGUUGGGCUAUCCCAUCUUCACCUUGGCAAUCAGCCUGGCUCGGCAUCUCCUUCUUUGUGGGAGCAAAGGACGCCUGAUGGUUUUCCCCUUGGAUGAAAAAAGAGAAUCUGGGCAUAUAGUCAACAUAACCCAAAGCUUUUCUGAAUGGACCCACAAAGACAUUGUGUCCUGCAUCACCUGCCUUGAUAACCAUAUUUAUACCGCUGGGUAUGACAAAAAACUACUGAUCUUUGACACUUACCAGACCUCAGGCAGAAAAGGCCUGACAAAGAAGCAGUGCAUCUCACGUGCCCAUAAUGCAGCCAUCACCCAUUUGAUUCUGGUGCGCCAGCAAGAAACCACAAGGGUGCUUUCAGGCUCCUUUGACCAGACGGUUGGCAUCUGGUCCCAGGAUGGCAAGUUGAUCCAGCGCCUCGGCCCCUUCAUCAGUAACAUAACUGGACUGUGCUAUGUAGCACCUAUUGGCGUCAUUUGGAUUGCUAAUGGCACUUCCCAGCCCACCCUUUAUGAGCCGCAGUCUGGAGAAAUAGUUUCACAGUUCAUAUCCACAUUCCAGGGCAAUCAGAAGGAUGAGCUGGUUCUCCAGCAGCUCCUCAGCCUGCCAGACUCAAAGCAUGUGAUUGGCAUAGCAAAACCACAGCAAGUUGUGAUCUGGCGCUACAGUGAGUUGGGAUGUCUAACGCUGCUGCCUUGCAAACACUCCCUGGAGUGUCUUGCUUAUGCCAAAAAGGAGCCCAUUUUGCUCUUCAGUGGGGACACCAAUGGAAUGUUGCAAAAAUGGGAAAGAAGCUACAUAUCUCCCUUCAUUUACAGCAGGGAGUCCUUCCAUAUAGACAAAGGCCACUUGGAGCGACGAGGACCUUUGGCUGAUCAGAUAGAGAAAGGUCAUCAGAAAGAAUUGGAACCUUGUCCAUAUUCUGCACAAAAAAUGAGGACUUGCAGUAGGCUCCGAAGUUGUUACAGUAGAUCCCUGAUCACAGCCAAAGACAUAGGAAAAGAAAAAAUAGGGUUCACUAGGGUCAUCUUUGUCGAACAGCUGGAUAUUCUAGUGAUGUCAGCAAUCAACGGGAAUAUUUAUCUCUGGGAAUUUGAGACCUUCAUCCCAGGUACUGAGCCCCCUGCCCAGCAAAAUAUGUCUGCAUUGGAUCAAGAGUCCAAAACACUAGCAAAAGGUUGUGCCCAAAGUGAGAUGGUCUGUGAACCUUCAAGUAGCUGUAUCUCAGACCUCACAUGCAGAAUAGUAUUGUGUGGACACACCGGCAUGAUUACAGCACUUACCCUAGUGACAAAUGAGAUGAAUGGCAUUCACAUCCCUUAUCUGCUCAGUGGGGGAUGGGAUGGAAGGCUGUGCCUCUGGAAUCUUCAAAAGCGCUCCUUUCAAAACACCUUCUCCAAUCUGCCUGGGGAUAACGAGCCUAUCCUGGAUGUGGCCUGUUCCCAAAAUAGCCUAUAUCCCCCUGCUCCUGAAAGGAGGGAAUUUGCCUUCUCUACCAGCACUGGAGUUUUCAUCUGUGCUUUCAAUUUUCAUUGUGCUGAUCUGGAGCUCCUGGCUGAACUCUGUGAGCACAAAACCACAGUCCUAGCCCUGGCAUGGCACCCACAACAAAACAAAUGGGUAACUGGUGCUGAAGAUGGCACCAUUCAACUCUGGAGUGAAGAUGGUGGAUGUUGUGUGCGAGACAUGAAAGCCCCUAGAAGAAUCACUUGUAUUUGCAUUGACCAGAUCAAUGGAUGUAUCAUUGCAGGAGACCAUGAUACUAUCAGGAUUUAUGACCCAAACUCUGGAGCACUAGUGCAAAGUUACACAGGACAUCAAGAUUCUAUCAAGGGUCUCAUCCAUGUCCCAGAAAUGAAGCAGUAUGUGUCAGUUUCACUGGAUGGCACAGCUCGCAUAUGGAAGGCCUACCAUCAAGGGGGAUAGUCCAAGUCCCAGUCAACUGGCAACUUUAUUAUUAUCCUACAUACCAUCUAGAAUCUGGAUUCUGUCAAACUUUUAUUAUGACCUUUGGGCCAGAGAACACAACAAUAAAAAAACGUAAACCUGUCGUUAUUGAUAAAACUUUAAAAAAAUAAAAUGAAAUGUACAUAAGACAAUUAUAAUAGCUGUACUACAGAUGGCAGUGGCAAUCAUCGAAAUUUGUGCUAAACUUCAAUCUUAGGUAGGAUAGAUACAACGAAUGGUAGCACAAAGCCAGGCUAGAAAGAUAUAGCAUGAUCCUAGUCAGUUAGAAACAGUGACCAGAGAGACAUCGUGCUCUCUACCAUGGUACGGUAGUUCCUUAAAAUGAGAUGAAUGUAUGUCUUCCUAGAUUCUCUAUGUAAAAAGCAACAGAGAAGCACAGAUUCCACAGAGCUAUCUCCACAUGGGUAUAAGCAUUGCUGAAAAGGGAUGUUUUUAUACACCCCACCACUACCCAAGACUGCAGAGAGUAGUGAAAUCAACCUGGCCAAGGUAAAAAGCUCAAUGAAAUUUCAGAAUUAGAAUUGAAAAGAGAUAAGAUGACGGCACAUGCACAUUUGAAAGGAAUACAUUAACUAUAGAGUGGGAUACUAGACUUAAACUGGUUUGAAAAUCAAUGUCUCAAAUAUGUUGUUUAAGAUGACUGCUGGCAUUUUUAAAUAUUAAUGGACAGAGACUUUACAAAGAGUCCUGAGGACUAGAGUUUGCUAUUAGUUUUUGCUAGCCAGGCUGAUUUAAAAUAAUUUUUUAGAGCACCACUGGAACCAGACCUACAGGAUAAGAAAAUCAAUUUCAACAGAAAACAAGGAGACAGAACCAGGCUCUGGCAUCCACAAAAACCAAACCUGCCUAUAACUGUUAAACAGCACUAUUGAUGCAUCUUGGAACUGCAAGUAUUGGUCUUAUAAACUAGAUAGCUUCCAAGACAUUAAACUUUAUAAACAUGCUAAUUGAACCUCCAUAAAGAAGCUGAGAAAUUACUUAAGAAAAAGCAAGAUGCAAGAAUAAAAUGUGCCUCCUUUGAAUAAGGGAAUCUUAAGAGAAUAGUACAAUAGCCACACUUGCCUAAUAAAUGUAUGCACCAUGAUAAGAAAGCUAGAAUUGCACUCCAAGAUAUUUAUAAGUAUGUGCCUGCUCUAUUGGCACAUCUGCAAGGAAUGUAAACCUACUUAAUGCCUGGGAGAGAGUUUCAGAUUUUGUCUCCGCAAUGUUUCCUGUCCUUUCCUAGCCCUUAUUCUUUUCCUCUCUUCUUACCCUAUCUUUACUAUAUACACAGAAAAUAAAUUAAUUUUGAAAAGCCAAUCUUUGUAGAGAAAAUAAGCUAAGUAAGUACAUGAAAAAGUUGUAUGAAUAUUGUGACCUGGACAAUUAAUGUUGAAUUUUGCCCAUGACUAUGUUCUCCAAGAUAAAAUCUGAACUUAAAGGCAACGAACAAUUUGUACACUCAUCAAGGCUAAGGGAGGAACUUCAAAGAGUCAAACACACCGUAGCAUGAUUAGGUAUUCUUAGGCAGUACAAUUUGUUGUAUGUAUUCGUGUCACUGAGACAUCUCAAGGUAUAUUCAUAUUUUAAGAAACGGUAAAACCUAGCAAGGGAAAAAUGUGCAAAGCAGCAUUUGAACUGAAGGGCCAUUUUUGCACGAAUAUUGUUUAGCAUCACCCAGCACACUAUGGUGAUAAAAAGCCUGCCUUUGUUAAUGUUAGCUUGAGUGAUGCUAUAAACUGGGACUGGAUAAUCAGAAUGUUUAGUGCCAGUAAGCGUUCCUGUACUAUUAAGACAUUUGCUAUACAGUAUUUAAGCAAACUUCCUUCUAUGAUCUGCUUUGCUUUCACAGAGGUAUUUCCCGUCCUUAGAUAUACUGUACUUUAUUUUAUAUGCAAGAAAAGUAUUUUCUUCAAGUUAGCAUACAAGCACAUUUACUAAUUAUUCAUAAUAUAUAAUUAUACAAGCAUGAUGGGAAACCGAUGACUAUUACUUUAGAUUGGAACUAUGAUGGAUGAGUCUAUCCAUUUUGAAUAUACUAUUCUAUGGCUUUUAACUGUAUUUUAUUACAGUGCCAUUUGCAAAUUUCCACCCAGCACUAAAAUAACCCUCUAUGCUGGCUCUGUUUACCUUUGACAUCUGCCCCGCUUUCCAUGGCAUAUCAUACGUUUAAAGCACGCUUUCUGUGAUAUCAGUAUCAUGUUCUUUUUGGGAACUAUUAAUUUUUAAGAGCUGCAUUCUGGCAUCCAGUCCCAUAUCCUUAUUGAGAAGUUUCUAUUUGGAUUAUUUUGAGAACAGCGCUAACUGUGGAGUUUUCAGGGAACAUUACAUAGCCUUUGUGACAAAUUAAAUGCUACCCACUAAGGAAAACAAUGCAGCACAUAUUGGAGAAUUCAUGUUCAUUCUUAUUCCUUCAAAUUGUAUUAAUGCUUACAUUUCUUGGUUACCUUUCAAAACUGAGCACUAUUCUAAUAGUUCAGGUAAAAAUAUUAAAUAAGCUUAAUCUUUUCUUUCCAUAAAUUUGAGUAGCAGAAUCUUUUAUGAUUGACAUGGAUUGUAAACUUCAGAGACUGACUUUCAGGAAGAAUUCCCAUCUUAAAAACUACUAGUGUUGUUGGUUAGGUAGCCGUACCAGCACGUUGUUGACACUUGCAUCUCUUGGGGA
Crotalus tigris (Tiger rattlesnake) is the source of this 6225-nucleotide messenger RNA. RefSeq lists its product as uncharacterized. NCBI's taxonomy places the organism in Eukaryota, Metazoa, Chordata, Lepidosauria, Squamata, Viperidae. Gene Ontology annotation, molecular function: protein binding. The record is from RefSeq and is a predicted model, not a curated record. The coding region runs from base 1338 to 3539 and encodes 733 amino acids. The transcript is spliced from 18 exons.